Molecule: messenger RNA, 840 nt
Organism: Caenorhabditis briggsae
Lineage: Eukaryota; Metazoa; Nematoda; Chromadorea; Rhabditida; Rhabditidae
Exons: 1
Coding region: 1-840 (279 amino acids)
Source: RefSeq, a predicted model, not a curated record
AUGAGCCAACCGAACCGUCUUGCUCUUCUCCUUUCCCUUAUCCUGAUUGGAGAAUCCGUUGCCAACGACUAUGAUUCUCCUCCACGCCAAUCAACUGUGACAUCUUCACCUGUUCAUAUUUCGGAACGCAACUAUCAACAUCAGCAACAAAACCAACCAUCAGUGCUCACUCAAUCCUACCAAGUGCUUCCGGAGUCUAGAAACUACUACCAAUAUCCACAGUAUCUGCCAACGCACGCUGGAUAUUCCAACAUUCAAACUAUCGGACAACCCUAUCAGAUGUAUGGAUCUUCUUCUGGAAGCUCUAGCGCUGUCUCCGGUGGAAACUCCGAAAGCUACGGAAACUCUGCUCAAUCCCCAAUCCCCACCCUUGCUCCUGCCCCAGUCACUGUUUCAGAACGUCAUCGUACCUACACUCCCUCCCCAACCCCACCAUCCCCAUUCUCUGACAAUCGUGGUGAAACCCAACGUGGUCGUGCUCCAGGACAUCAGGCUCCAUCUUCUUCCUCUCAGAACCAAGGCCGUCGAUUCCCAGCCCCACCACCAUCAUCCUCCUUCAUGAUCGCCCCUAAACCAGUUCUCUCGUACGGAGCAGCCAAUCCAUUCCUUGCCAACUUGCCCCCAGCCCAAGGAGUUUAUGGAGCCCCAGUCGACGCUUCCCACCGAGGUGACGCGAUUCGAGCCUUCCAUGAACUCAAUCCAGAGAUUACAGGUUAUGACGGAUCGUCAGGAGCCGCACCCGCUCCACCACCAGGAUCCUCAGCUUCUGUUGAUGACACUUGGGAGGCUCUCGAGGCAUCGCUCGAUGCCAACACCAGAAGACGUCACCGUAUCUUCUAA